Henningerozyma blattae CBS 6284 is the source of this 768-nucleotide messenger RNA. RefSeq names its product Csm2p (gene CSM2). The record is from RefSeq and is a predicted model, not a curated record. Gene Ontology annotation, cellular component: Shu complex; nucleus. Bases 1 to 768 code for a protein of 255 amino acids. NCBI's taxonomy places the organism in Eukaryota, Fungi, Ascomycota, Saccharomycetes, Saccharomycetales, Saccharomycetaceae. The transcript has a single exon. Gene Ontology annotation, biological process: recombinational repair.
AUGAAUGUCAUUAAUUUCAAAUCUUUGUCUAAUCUUAGUAUUUGGGUAGAUCCGUUACCAAUUAUCUUAUCAAACUUAAUGAUAUCCAUAUUACAAGAAAACGAUGAUAUUGAAAUACAAUUUAUCGAUUCAAAUAAUUCAUUUCCAAUAAAUCAAUUCCAAAAAAUAAUUCAAAAUAAAGAUAUAGAUAGUAGGAUUUACGAGAGAGUACGGAUCAGUACGUGUCUAGAUCUAAACGAAUUGAAAAUCAUUAGUGACAGGCUGGUUCAGAUUAAUAACAUCAGGAAAAUACGACAUGAACAAAAAAAAAUAAACAGAAAGAAUGAAAGUAACAAUAUUACUAAAGAUAUCAAUAAUGAAGACUCAACAAAGGACUCCAAUGAUAAUGCAAACAAUUCUAAUAUAUUAAAUAAGAGUGAUACGCCAAGUUUUUUAUUUAUUAGUGGCUUAGAUGUAAUGUUUCGAAAUACUCAACUUGGUAAAUCUGCAGAAGAAGCUCAUUCAUUAUUAAAAGAAUGUUUAUUAAAAUUAAGAAUUGUUGGUAAUACAAUAAUAGAUGAUCAAUUUUUUUUAAGAACUAUAAUCGGAUUCCCAAUAAAUGAAUUAGCAGUCCCAGAAUCCAAUAGUAAUCAUACUUUUAGUGGUAGUUAUAAAUCAAUUGAUAAAAUUGGUAAUAAACGUGUUCGGAGAAGUCUCAAAGGGAAUACAUUGGGUGAAUAUGUUUCGAAGUAUUUUUCUGAUAAAACUCUUUCUGAUAAGGAUUUUUGA